AUGUGGCGGCUUAACUAUGCCAUGUAUGGGGAUGUGUCCCUCGGGAGGUAUUUCUCCCCCGCAGAACGGCGAAUUCCGCUUUCGGCCAAUCUUCACUGCACACAUGUCUCUCGCAUUUUUAGAUAUGAGAACAGCAACAGCAACAGCAGUGAUAAUUACACUACUAGUACUAGUAAUACGGAUAAUAUUACCAGUCUCAACAGUGGCUCUAACUCGGAAUGUUGUUUUCUUACCGCGACUAGUCCUCCCCAUGGACGUUUGUUGGCACUCACGGUGAAGGGAUCAUAUGCAGAGAUGCGAGAGGCGCAGGUGCACACACACAAUCCAUCUCAGACAACACACCUGAAUGGAGAAGAGCCACGGCGGUGUCGUGUCUCUCGCAUUCCUGCAGAGAAGCCAUCUCUUCACAACACAGUGAAUGUGGAUACAGAAGAAGAAGAAGAAGAAGAAAACAAUAAUGAGGAUGAGUGUUUGGUUCCUCUAUAUACCACAGCAUGGCGGCAUGUGAGUUCCACACUGGUGCUCUCAGCGGAUGUGCACGAGCCAAUUCAUAGACUGCGGCACUACAGCAGAGAUGAAAGAACUCUCUCAGCACUCGCAGUGGACGCAGUGCAUCAACUCCACGUGGAACCGCUUGUUCAUAGUGAUGUAUUCGAGUUUGAUCGCGCCUCUGUGAAUGCCACGGCGAUGGAUUAUUGGGGUCCGAACAGUGUUGUGAUUGGAUUCUCCUCUGGUGAACUCUGUGUUCUUGAUUGGCGUGAUCCAAGUGGUGGAUUGCUGUUUCGUUCAUCUGCCUCAUCAUCAUUAUCAUCAUUGCAGAGAUCAAUUUCUUUGCGUCGUCGAUCUCCACCCGUUGGAGGUAUUAUGAGUUGUUGUGCUCUUGAAGAUAGUUUUCGUGUUGUGUGUGGAUUAGGUGAUAGUCACGGGACUGUUGUGGUGACGGAUCUGCGUAAAGGCGUUUCAGUCUCACGGGAUACAAUGAAACGCGGCCGAAAGUCAUUUGCAGAUGAAAUUCGAGAGGCGGUUGUGUCUGAACGAGUUUCUAUUCCCACAGGAUAUCCGGUGUGUGAUAUGAGACAUUGUCGUUUGGAGUUUGGGGUUAUUGGUAUGGUGGAUACUGGUGGAAUGAGUGUUCUCACAACUAUCGCAGAGCUAGAGUCUGGUACAUUGAAAAAUAAGCCAAAUAAUAAGAAUAAGAAUAAUAUUUAUAAUAAUAAUAAUAAUAAUAAUAAUAAUAUUAAUAUUAAUAAUAAUAAUAAUAAUAAUAAUAGUGAUAAUGAUAAUAUAUUAUCAUUAUUAAAUUCAGCAUCACCAGAGCGUAUGGUAUUUUCGGAAGAAACAGGCGGAGGACGGUCUGUCUUCUUGCACUUGUUGGAUCGACAACGCACUUCAAUUCCACAUCGACGAAAUUUACGCUGCGAUAUUUCCCCGGAUGGUUCUUUUCUGAUGAGUACAGGCGUGCGCUGCUGCGGUGCGGCCGUGAGAACGUGGGAUGGAAAGUUGACAGACCUCGAGUUUACUGGAGUGGAGGAUGAAGUGCCGUUCAGGGAAUAUUUAAAGUCUAUUUCCCUGAUGGAUUCAAUGCUUUGUGCAGAAACAGAGAAUGGAAAUGCUCUCUGUGCUGCUGUUCAUAUGUCUUAG
Trypanosoma theileri is the source of this 1641-nucleotide messenger RNA. RefSeq lists its product as uncharacterized. Lineage: Eukaryota; Euglenozoa; Kinetoplastea; Trypanosomatida; Trypanosomatidae. The record is from RefSeq and is a predicted model, not a curated record. Gene Ontology annotation, molecular function: protein binding. The transcript has a single exon. Bases 1 to 1641 code for a protein of 546 amino acids.